GCCUCUUCUCAUUUUCAUUCACCGCUGAAGAGUCAGAAGGAGAAGCAGCAGAAGAAGCGCACUUUCUCUAAAUCUGGAUUCCUAAAUCUGGCGCGACCGAGGACCGAAAGAAUAAAGGAAACUACGAGAAUCGGACAGUGGUUGUGAUGCAGCCCGUCCGAGCCAGACCCUAGUGGCGGUCUGCUCCCUGGGUCCCGGACCGCCGUCAGCGAUGGCGGAAUAUCUGCCGCCUUCACUGCUGGAAGCUUGUGUGGUGGUCGGAGCCUCAAGUGACAAACUCCAGGAAGCCCAUCAGGCCUUUAAUAACAACGGAUCCCAGGAGCACCUGCUGCUGGAGCCGGAGAUCCUUCAUGUCUUUGUGCCUCCUUUUGUCAGCAAAAGCCAGCCUGAGGGGGAAUCGCUCAGGUCGCGUGGGAGACGCCGACGUUCCUUUAUGAGGAAGAAGAGACAACAACCUCCUUCAGCUGCACCCAUUCAAGGUACGACGGAAGGAGCAGGAGGAAGUGAAGAUGUCAGCGUUCCCAAAGACAUCGACCUCACGGCUUUACCUCAGCUCUGCUUUCCUGGUGGCCUGCAAGUAACCAAUGAGCGAAAGGAUGAACAGUUUCACUUCUUGGUUUUCACCGAUGUCUUUGGCAACAAGACCUAUGGAGUCGUAAUGCAGCGUUACUGUCCAUUACUGGAUUGGACGUCUUUCUAUAAGAAUGGAGCUGGAUCGUCUCCGUGUGUCAAACUUUUCUCUGCAUGCGGUUUCUGUGUCAUUUCCAAGUAUCCAUAUUUCACUGCACUCAAAGACUGCCUGUCAUGUCUGUUAAUGCAGCUGAAAGUGUGUCGUUUAUCAGACAUGGAGGAGAGAGUGAGGGAGUUUGCAGCCAAGCUGGCCCUUGUUCCUGUUCCACCCCCUGGACAGCUACAUCUGAUGUUUACGUUACCCCCGCUGUCCAUCACGUUGCCCUGUAGUGAAGAUAAAAACCACCCGACUUUAGAUUUAGAUCUCCAUCUGCCCUUCAUCUGCUUCAGACCUCAGCAGCUGCUUCAGGUGCUCUCUUGUCUUCUGCAAGAGCAGCGGGUUGUGUUGUUUUCUGCUGACUGGUCGAGACUCACGCUGGUGGCCGAGAGCCUUUUGGCUUUUCUGCAGCCUCUGUCGUGGCAGCAGCCGUAUGUUCCCGUCCUGGCCAGAGGCAUGCUGGACUUCCUCAUGGCCCCGACUGCCUUUCUGAUGGGCUGCCAUGUCAACCACUUUGCAGACGUUGCUGCUGAAACAGAUGAUCUGAUCCUCAUCAGUAUUGAUAACGGGAGCGUCUCCUGCUCCUCCUCCGAUAAUAUCAACCUACCCGACAUACCUCAAGCUGCUGCGGACUGCUUCACACAGAGGUGUCAGUCACUGCAGAUACAUUUUGACUUGAACCAGUGCCAUAAAGCAAGCUGCACUGACAUCAACGAGCAGCGGGCGCAGAGGAGAGCCUGGCAACAGAACCUCAACUACGACAUCCAGACGAUCACGCUGGAGCUGAUCGUCAAUAUAUUCAGGGAUGUUGGCAGUCAUCUGAACUAUGAGCAUCGAGUGUUUCACAGCGAAGAGUUCUUAAAAACCAGAGACCCAUCUGAGCAGCUUUUCUACAAGAAGGUGUUGGACACGCACAUUUUCCACUCCUUCCUCCGCGAUCGCCUCAACAAGAAAAUGGACAGCUUUGCUCGCAUGGAGCUGAGCACUCGCUCUGAGAUGCAAAAAAUGAAGGCCUUGGUCCACGUGGCUCGCAGACCCACCAUGCAGGAAAUCCAGGCCCGGAGGAAGAGCUCCCUCACGGAGGACCGGCUCGGGAAGAGGCGGAGCCUCCCUAACAUAGGAGACGAACAAUCGAUGAGCUUUCAGAGAAGCAGCCUGCCCAGCCGCUACUUCCUCUCUGACUCCGCACCAAAACUCCAUCCUAAGCCAGUAGAAGUGUUCAAACUCCCAGACUUCCCAACAUAUUUGUCUUUCCACUCUGUCCAAGCCUAUUAUUCCGACCUCAUCCAGCAGCUUGGGAAAUCUAUUUUCUCCGCUCAGAAUGAGAGCUCAGCUCUGCUGGCCAGAUUUUACUACAUGCGGGGUUUGAUCAACACGCUGUGUUCGAGGAGGCUCGACGCGUUGAGUGAUUUUCAGAACCUCAAUAAAACCGACACGGCCAUCUUUCCCACAAACCUGGUCACGUGGCUGGUGGAGUCUCUGCAGCAGGAGGAGAGAAACCUGGCACAAAAAAGACCUGAGCUGAAGAGGCUGAUCUUCAGGGUGAAAUCAGACAAUGAAAAGCCUCCGGUGGAGCCGGACAACUCGGUCAAAAAGUUCAAGCUUCCCCUGAAACAUCUGUAUCAGGACGAGUUUGUGCGUUGCAUUCAGGAGUGUGGGAUUGUUAAAAAUGUUGAAACUAUUCAUCGUUUGUUUGAUGCGCUCACUGAUGGCCAGCCGAGGCAAGUGAAACCCGAGCUCUUCAAAGACUUCUACUCGUUCUGGAAGGAGAUGGAGGCCGAGUCGCACGACGCCGACCUGCCCUCCGAGGUCGUCGAGCACCUUGACAACAGCGAGUGUGUUUACAAGCUGUCGUCCUGUGUGAAAACCUCCCACGGCGUCGGUAAAAUCGCCAUGACGCAGAAGCGCCUGUUUCUGCUCACUGAAGGACGACCUGACUUUCUGGAAAUCACAAAGUUCAGAGACAUCCAGGAUGUGAAGAUUGCCUCGGCUCCUUUUCUGCUUGUGCGGAUUCCCUCCCUGCGAAUUCAAACCUCCAGCAGGUCAGAGACGUUCGAGGCAAACCUGAAGGCCGAGACCGAACUGUGGAACAUCAUGGUCAAAGAAAUGUGGGCUGGACGCAGGCUGGCAGACCAGCACAAGGACCCUCAGUACUUGACUCAGGCUCUGACCAACGUGCUGCUGAUGGACGCCGUCAUGGGCUGCCUGCCGGCGCCGAGGCCCAUCACUGCUGCGUCCAAGCUGGUUCACUUUGAUAAACUCAUACAUGAAGUGCCAAUGAUGGUGCCUGAAGCCACCUCAGAAACUCUGAAGCACAAGAUCAACCCAUCUCAGGACCUCCCUAAGCCUCAGACUGUCCACGUGCUGCUUUACACGCCAGGUCAGUUGUCCUGCACUGACUCCAGCAGUGAGAUGAACCCAAAGCUGUGGGUGGCCCUCAGCGGGGGGAAAGUGGUUGUGUUCGAUGCGGCGAGCUGGUCCAUGCUGCAGGACCGGAUCCAGGUCGGAGAGUCACAAGUGAACUGCAUGAUGGGAUUGGUCCAGGACCACGUGUGGAUUGGCUCUCAGGACUCUGUCAUCUACAUCAUUGACACUCACAGCAUGUCCUGCAACAAGCAGCUGACUGAACACCGGCAUGAAGUGACCGGCCUGUCAGUGGACGCCAGAGAUCCACAGAACAGCCAGCAGGCGUACUCCUGCAGCUCUGACGGGACGGUCCUGCAGUGGGACUCGUCCAGCCUGAAGGUGAAGCGGCAGUACAGCGUCAGCUGCGACCGUCUCUCCUCCAUCCAGAUCCACAGUGGCACUCUGUGGUGCUGCUGUGGCGACAGCAUCGUGGAACUGAAGAAGAGCGGCACGUCACAAAGGAAGAUCGUGCUUCCAAGUGACGACUGCAGUGUGUCCAGGAGCUUCAGCAGCUUCAUCGUCAUGCCUGAGCGUGGGCAGGUGUGGACAGGCUGUUCAGACUCACCUGAGUUGUGUCUCUGGUGGACGAACAACAGCAAACAGCCGUUCAGAAGAAUCUCGCUGCCCAGCAGUGCCGGAGUGACCUGCAUGAUCCGAGUCAAGGAUCAGAUCUGGGUGGGCUGCCGUGGGUGGAGCUGUGUCGGGGGCCAGUGCGACGGGCAGCAGCGGAGCCAGGUGGUGGUGCUGGACCCGGAGAGCCACAGCGUGGACAAGGAGCUGCAGGCUCACUCGGACUGCAUCCAGACUCUCUGCUCCGCCGAGGAUCGCUAUGUCCUGAGCGGCUCCGCGUCCCGUGACGGGAAGAUCGCCAUCUGGAAGGUCGAGUAAAAGAACAGAGACGCUGAGACAGCAGCAGAAAAACAACACGGAGGCCGAUUCAGGUGAAGGGCAUGAAGAAGAGGUGAAGGCUUGAAAACAUGAUGAAUGGUGUCACCAUAAUGAGACAGACAAACAUGGAGGUGAAUGUUAAAACAAUGUAUCAUGUGAAAAAUGAAGUCUUUUUAACAUUUAUCAUAUUUAAUAAUGUAAAUUGCACUUUUUUCAUUGUAACUACAUCCAUGUGGCUUUUUGAUAUUUAAUUUUAUAAUUCACUACAAUCUCUUUUCUGUUUUUAACGCAAAGACCGAAAUAGUGUUAAAACCGUGCUGAAAAAAUGCCUCCGAUUUUUUAAAUUGUAACAAUAAAUUUGAUAU
This is a messenger RNA of Salarias fasciatus (jewelled blenny), 4386 nucleotides long. Its product is annotated as DENN domain-containing protein 3-like. NCBI's taxonomy places the organism in Eukaryota, Metazoa, Chordata, Actinopteri, Blenniiformes, Blenniidae. The record is from RefSeq and is a predicted model, not a curated record. Gene Ontology annotation, molecular function: protein binding. The coding region runs from base 212 to 4021 and encodes 1269 amino acids. Gene Ontology annotation, cellular component: cytoplasmic vesicle. The transcript has 28 exons. Gene Ontology annotation, biological process: regulation of Rab protein signal transduction.